AUGUUAGCCGUCAAUGGACAGUGUCAGAACCCGAAGGAGGCCAAUUCUCAGAAGGGUAGGUUUAAUGUUCAAUCUGCCGCAUCGGCACCUAUUAGCGGAACAUCGAUCGACGCCCAAUACCAUGGCAUCUUCGGAUACAUCAACUAUCUUGUCGAGAGGGACCGCAAGUACAUCCUUGAUACUCUGCUCAAUGGUCUCUCAAGACUCGAAUACCGUGGCUACGACUCUGCUGGGCUCGCAAUCGAUGGCGACAAGAAAAAUGAAGUCUGUGCUUUCAAAGAGGUUGGAAAGGUCGCAAAGCUGAAAGAGCUUAUUGAGGAGUCCAAGCCCGACCUCACCAAGACUUUUGAGUCGCAUGCUGGUAUUUCCCACACUCGUUGGGCAACCCACGGAACUCCAUCUCGUCAGAACUGCCACCCACACAGGUCCGAUUUGAACUGGGAAUUUGCUGUCGUCCACAAUGGUAUCAUCACCAACUACAAGGAGCUUAAAGCUUUACUGGAAAGCAAAGGGUUCCGCUUCGAAACAGAAACCGAUACUGAGUGUAUCGCCAAGCUCACGAAGUAUCUGUACGACCAACAGCCGGACAUCGAAUUCACUGUUUUGGCUAAGGCCGUUGUGAAGGAGCUUGAGGGUGCCUUUGGACUUCUCAUCAAAUCUGUGCACUACCCCCAUGAAGUGAUCGCUGCGCGCAAAGGGUCUCCUCUGGUCAUCGGUGUCCGGACUUCCAAGAAAAUGAAGGUCGACUUUGUUGACGUCGAAUUUUCAGAAGAUGGUGCUCUUCCAGCUGAGCAGGCUUCUCAGAAUGUUGCCAUCAAGAAGUCUGCUACUGGGCUGCUUGCUCCUCCUGACAAGUCACUUUUGCAUCGUUCCCAGUCUCGUGCAUUCCUCUCUGACGACGGUGUCCCCCAGCCGGCAGAAUUCUUCUUGUCCUCAGAUCCGUCCGCCAUCGUCGAGCAUACGAAGAAGGUUCUUUACCUAGAAGAUGAUGAUAUCGCUCAUGUACAUGAAGGCCAGCUCAACAUUCACCGAUUAACCAAAGAUGAUGGAACAUCCAAUGUCCGCGCUAUCCAGACAAUUGAGCUCGAGCUGCAGGAGAUCAUGAAAGGAAAGUUCGACCAUUUCAUGCAAAAGGAGAUUUUCGAACAACCGGAGUCUGUGGUCAACACCAUGAGAGGUCGACUGGAUGUUGCCAAUAAACAAGUCACGCUCGGUGGGCUCCGUCAAUAUAUUUCCACUAUUCGACGCUGCAGAAGAAUCAUAUUUGUCGCUUGUGGAACCAGCUACCAUUCAUGUAUGGCUGUGCGAGGAGUUUUCGAAGAGCUUACUGAGAUACCCAUCUCCGUUGAGCUCGCAUCCGAUUUCCUAGACAGACAGGCGCCAAUCUUCCGCGACGAUACGUGUGUGUUCGUCUCUCAAUCUGGGGAGACUGCAGAUUCGCUUAUGGCUCUCCGGUAUUGUCUGGAGAGAGGAGCGUUGACUGUCGGUAUCGUCAAUGUUGUGGGGUCUUCCAUCUCUCUUUUGACACAUUGCGGUGUUCAUAUCAAUGCUGGCCCCGAGAUUGGUGUUGCUUCAACCAAGGCUUACACUUCGCAAUUUGUGGCUAUGGUCAUGUUCGCUCUUUCCUUGAGUGAAGACCGUGCCUCCAAGCAAAAGAGACGUGAGGAGAUCAUGGAUGGACUUUCCAAAAUCUCGGACCAGUUUAGAGAGAUUCUCAAGCUUAAUGAGCCCAUCAAGCAAAUGUGUGCGAAGUUCUUUAAGGACCAGAAAAGCCUGCUUCUGCUUGGCAGAGGUGGUCAAUUUCCCACGGCUCUUGAAGGUGCGCUGAAAAUUAAGGAGAUCUCUUACCUUCACUGCGAGGCUGUCAUGUCGGGUGAACUGAAGCAUGGUGUCCUUGCUCUUGUUGACGAGAACUUGCCAAUCAUUAUGAUCCUCACCAGAGACAAUAUCUUUACGAAGUCGUUGAAUGCUUAUCAGCAAGUUAUUGCCCGCGGAGGUCGCCCCAUUGUCAUCUGCAAUCAUGAUGACCCCGAAUUCUCAUCAGCUCAGACAGAGAAGAUCGAAGUUCCCAAGACAGUUGACUGUCUUCAAGGGCUUAUCAAUGUUAUCCCGCUCCAGCUGAUUGCUUAUUGGCUCGCGGUUGCUGAGGGUUUGAACGUCGAUUUCCCCCGGAACCUCGCGAAGUCAGUGACUGUUGAGUAG
Molecule: messenger RNA, 2202 nt
Organism: Aspergillus saccharolyticus JOP 1030-1
Lineage: Eukaryota; Fungi; Ascomycota; Eurotiomycetes; Eurotiales; Aspergillaceae
Gene: gfa1
Product: glutamine--fructose-6-phosphate transaminase (isomerizing) GFA1
Exons: 7
Coding region: 1-2202 (733 amino acids)
Biological process (GO): protein N-linked glycosylation; fructose 6-phosphate metabolic process; UDP-N-acetylglucosamine metabolic process
Molecular function (GO): L-glutamine:D-fructose-6-phosphate transaminase (isomerizing) activity; carbohydrate derivative binding
Source: RefSeq, a predicted model, not a curated record